Messenger RNA from Anopheles darlingi, 1359 nucleotides. It is a transcript of the gene Sps2, whose product is annotated as selenide, water dikinase 2. Gene Ontology annotation, molecular function: selenide, water dikinase activity; ATP binding. The transcript is spliced from 3 exons. NCBI's taxonomy places the organism in Eukaryota, Metazoa, Arthropoda, Insecta, Diptera, Culicidae. The record is from RefSeq and is a predicted model, not a curated record. Gene Ontology annotation, cellular component: cytoplasm. Gene Ontology annotation, biological process: L-selenocysteine biosynthetic process.
CAAACGCGUGUUUUCGCAAAAAUUUGAACAUUUCUCCGGUUCCGGUCGACUUUUGCGGCCAGAAAAUGUUUAAACCGGAAAGCCACGGGCUUAGCCCGGACUUUCGGCUCACCAAAUUCUCGACUCUGCGUGGGUGAGGCUCAAAAGUUCCUCAGGAUGUCCUCAACCGACUUCUUGCAGGAGUUUACCCCGAGCAGCAGCAGCAGCAACACGUAGUUGAUAAGAAACCCGAAGAUGAUAAGAGCAAGGAAGGUGUUGGUAUAGGUUUAGAUUCAUCUGUAAUUGCACUCCGCGAUGAGCUUUUUUUGGUGCAAUCCGUGGAUUUCUUCUAUCCCCUGAUUGAUGAUCCGUUCACGUUAGGCCGGAUUGCGUUGGCCAACGUGGUGAACGAUGUAUACGCAGUCGGAGCGACCGAGAUUGAUCAGAUCAAGCUCAUCGUUUCCGCACCGACGGAGUUCACCGAGAAAGAGCGGGAUGUAGUCGUUCCGAUGGUGAUGGACGGCUUUCUGUCGGCGGCCAAAGAGUGCAAAGCACCGGUCCACAUUGGCAGCAUCGCAGAGAACCCGUGGUGCAUCAUUGGUGGUGCCGCAACGGCUGUUUGCCAUCGAUCCGAGCUAACAAUGCCAUACAAUGCAGAAGUGGGAGACGCAAUUGUACUAACGAAACCACUCGGAACGCAACUCGCCACCAACGUUUACAUCUGGAUGAACGAACAAUCCGACAAUUGGACCCGGCUCCAGGAACGUUUCAGUGUGGCUGACGUGGAGGAAACGUAUCGCAUCGCGUUGGAGUCCAUGUGUCGGCUCAACCUUACCGGAGCGAAACUAAUGCGCAAAUACAACGCACAUGCAGCGACCGACGUGACGGGGUUCGGGCUGUACGGGCAUGCGGAAAACUUGGCCAAGUACCAAAAGGCCGAAGUUGAUUUCCACAUCGACAAACUGCCAAUCAUAAAAAACGUGCGCGAGAUGGCCGAGGUGCUGGGUCGCAGUGCAAAAUUGUUGGCCGGCAAGGCGGUGGAAACCAGCGGUGGAUUACUUAUUUGCCUUCCGAGUGCUGAUGCGGCCAGCUUCUGUGAAGAGUACAGGAGCAGCACUUCUCAUCCCGCUUGGAUUAUCGGUAGCGUCAAAGAAGGCAAGCGUUGUGCACAGAUGAAUUUAAACCUAGAGUACAUAGAGGUAGAUUGAUGUUGAAACAGCAACCGCAGUUGUGUGGAUCCGGCGUUGAGAGAAUAGGCGUAAAGCGUAUGAUGCGAGUUUCGGAAAGGCGUAAAAUGCUGGGAAAUUUGUUAAUGUUUUCUUUCGCUUUCCCCCCACGCGAGAUGCACACCCUGGUUGAAUAAAUUCGUUUUUUGUGACC